CGAGUUUUUUGUGGAUGAUGCAAGCGAUACAGCAAGUGUCGCUGCCGGACGUAAAGGAUUAAUUGUUGCCACCCUUGCUAAAAAACUCUACGAUCUAUUCGGGAUGCAAGUGCCCAAGGAUUUCCAUGCAAAAGACCAUCCGCGUGGACGUCAAAAGCGACUUCUACUAUGCUACCAUCUUGGCGAUGGAUACUUUGGAGGCAUGACAUUUAAGAUUAAUAUCUUCCUUCUCCAGAAAGCGGUACGAUGA
Molecule: messenger RNA, 250 nt
Organism: Paraglomus brasilianum
Lineage: Eukaryota; Fungi; Glomeromycota; Glomeromycetes; Paraglomerales; Paraglomeraceae
Source: the annotation of a GenBank genome assembly